This is a messenger RNA of Notothenia coriiceps (black rockcod), 892 nucleotides long. RefSeq names its product placenta-specific gene 8 protein-like. The transcript has 3 exons. The coding region runs from base 4 to 438 and encodes 144 amino acids. The record is from RefSeq and is a predicted model, not a curated record. Lineage: Eukaryota; Metazoa; Chordata; Actinopteri; Perciformes; Nototheniidae.
GCUAUGUCUCGACAGGUGGUCCAGGUCCAGCCGGAGAGCAGGGGUCAGCAGGAAGGUCAAUGGAGUACUGGCCUGUGUGAGUGCCAUAAAGACGUGGGAGACUGCUGCUUUGCCCUGUGCUGCCUCCCAGUGUUCACCUGUAAGGUGACCAGAGCAGUGGGGGCCUGUGCCUGCCUGCCUCUGCUCGACUGUAUCGGCUGCGUCCCCCCCGCCUCUCUCGCCAUGAGGGCAUCUGUCAGGCAACGAUACGGCAUACAGGGGAGCGUGUGGAGCGACUGCCUGUACGGAUGCUGCUGCUAUCCGCUGUCUUGGCUCCAGAUCUCCAGAGAGCUGAAGAGAAGAGCAGCAUCCCACGCCUCCUCCUCUUCCUCCUCCCCCUCCUCCUCCUCAGCCAGUUACAGUGCUCUGUUCUCCCUGCAGGGGGCGCACUUGGUCUAGCCGUUCUCUCCGUUGCAGCCUGGCCUCCAGGGUACAGGAGUAGAUUUAAUCACACUUCCUCUGAUCUGCAGCCGCUCCCUGUUACCUCGCAGAAUUCAGCAGGGACACAAUCUGUCCCGCAGAGAGGAACACUCAGAAUUUCCCAAGAUAAUACAAAGAAAAGCGUGAUGUUGUUGCAUGUUAUUUUGGGAAGCAGAUUCAGCAUGUAUUCUAUUAUACUUGUUAUGCUGUUAUGUGAUUACAUCAUUUUAUAUAAUGUAGGUACAUUUACUCAAGAACUGCCCUUAAGUGUGCUUUUGAGUGGAUUUUCAUUUUCAUGUCACUCUAUACUUGUACAUUUAUUUUUAGAUUAACAUUUUACCACACAGGCAGAAGUGGGAAGUAACUAAGUACAUUUACUCAAGUACUGUACAACUUUGAGGUUCUUUUACUCCAUUUCAUUUAUUUAAUAACU